Mercurialis annua (annual mercury) is the source of this 2574-nucleotide messenger RNA. RefSeq names its product exocyst complex component EXO84B. Gene Ontology annotation, biological process: Golgi to plasma membrane transport; exocytosis; intracellular protein localization. NCBI's taxonomy places the organism in Eukaryota, Viridiplantae, Streptophyta, Magnoliopsida, Malpighiales, Euphorbiaceae. The transcript is spliced from 6 exons. The record is from RefSeq and is a predicted model, not a curated record. The coding region runs from base 115 to 2418 and encodes 767 amino acids. Gene Ontology annotation, cellular component: exocyst.
AAUAAUAAUAAUAGAAAAAUAAAAGAUGAGAAGAGAAGGGGUGGUGAGGACGUUGAAUUAGAAUUUGAUCUGAGCAAAAGCGUAGUCGAGUUUGAUCUGAAAUUAUUAGGCAGUAUGGGAAGUAGCACAGGGCAAGGCGGGGUUAGGUCGUCGAGAGCGACGAAGAUGGAAAACGGAAGCAAAGUGGAAGAAGGUCUGAUUGCCUUCAAGUCCGAUCACUUCGACGCCGACGCUUUUCUUCACUCCAAAUGCUCUCUCAACGACAAGGAAAUCAGGAGCUUGUGCUCUUAUCUUUUCGAUCUCAAGAAAGCCUCCGCCGAGGAAAUGCGUAAGAGCGUCUAUGCUAAUUACGCCGCCUUCAUUCGCACUUCCAAAGAGAUCUCCGAUUUAGAGGGGGAGCUUUCGUCCAUCCGAAAUCUCCUCUCUACUCAGGCUACUUUGAUUCAUGGUUUAGCCGAAGGCGUCAACAUUGAAGACUCUAUUCCUGCUCAACUGCAACCAAUUACCCUCAAUGGCUUUGAGGAUCAAGAGCCUUCCGAUUUGGAGAGGUGGGCUGUCGAAUUCGGUGACCUCCUUGAUGUUCUCUUAGCUGAGCAAAGCGUCGAUCAGGCUUUAGCUGCUCUUGAUGAGGGGGAACGUGUAGCCUCCCAAGCGAAACAAACUAAAUCGUUGUCUCCUCAUAUCCUUGGGUUGCUGCAGACGGCUCUUACCCAACGCAGACAGAAGUUAGCCGAUCAGCUUGCUGCAGCUGCUUCCCAGCCUUCUACUCGUGGUACUGAACUUCGUGCUGCUGUUUCAGCUCUUCAAAAGCUUGGGGAUGGCCCUCGUGCUCAUACUUUACUGCUUAAUGCACAUUUCCAGAGAUAUCUCUACAAUAUGCAAAGCCUUCGUCCCUCAAGUACCUCAUACGGUGGUGCAUAUACUGCUGCGCUCUCGCAGAUAGUUUUCUCUGCUAUAGCUCAAGCUGCUACUGAUUCACUGGCUAUAUUUGGCAAGGAACCCGCGUAUGCCUCUGAGCUCGUUAUGUGGGCUACAAAACAAAUCGAAGCCUUUGCUCUUCUUGUAAAAAGACAUGCAUUAGCAUCUUCAGCCGCUGCUGGAGGUUUAAGAGCUGCUGCCGAGUGUGUCCAAAUAGCUUUAGGUCAUUGUUCUUUGUUGGAAGCUCGCGGUUUAGCACUCUGUCCUGUUCUCCUCAAACUUUUUAGGCCUAGUGUUGAGCAAGCAUUAGAAGCCAAUCUGAAACGAAUUGAAGAGAGCACUGCUGCUUUGGCUGCUGCGGAUGAUUGGGUUCUUACUAACCCUCCAGCAGCUACUCGACAGUCCGGCAGGUCUUCUGUCACAUCUCUUGGUACUACCACAACAUUUCAACAUAAGCUUACAAGCAGCGCACAUAGGUUCAAUUUGAUGGUCCAGGACUUCUUUGAGGAUGUUGGACCCCUUUUAAGCAUGCAGUUGGGAUCCCAAUCCCUAGAAGGUUUGUUUCAAGUGUUUAACUCAUAUGUGAACAUGCUGAUAAAGGCAUUACCGGGUUCAAUGGAAGAAGAACCAAACUUUGAGGGUUCAGCAAAUAAAAUUGUACAAAUGGCUGAGACUGAAGCCCAGCAGAUUGCUUUGCUUGCCAAUGCAUCAUUAUUGGCAGAUGAACUACUUCCACGAGCAGCCAUGAAGCUCUCUCCUCUUUAUCAGUCAAAUUACAAGGAUGAUCCACGUAGAAGACCUGUAGAUAGGCAAAAUCGCCAUCCUGAACAACGAGAAUGGAGGAAGCGGCUUGUGAGUUCAGUUGAUAGAUUAAAAGAUACUUUUUGCCGGCAACAUGCACUUGAUCUCAUUUUUACAGAGGAUGGUGAUAGCCAUCUUAGUGCAGAAAUCUAUGUCAACAUGGAUGGAGUUGUCGACGAGGUGGAAUGGUUUCCAUCUUUGAUUUUCCAGGAACUUUUUGUAAAACUGAAUCGAAUGGUGAGCAUAGCUGCAGAUAUGUUUGUGGGAAGGGAAAGAUUUGCUACAUUGCUCUUAAUGAGGCUUACAGAAACAGUUAUAUUAUGGCUCUCAGAAGAUCAAAGCUUUUGGGAUGAUAUUGAGGAAGGGCCAAGACCCUUGGGUCCUCUUGGUCUGCAGCAGUUUUAUUUGGAUAUGAAGUUUGUAAUCUGCUUUGCUUCGCAAGGACGAUAUUUGUCUAGAAAUUUGCAUAGAGUCGUCAAUGAGAUCAUUUCUAAAGCGGUGGCAGCAUUCUCUGCUACUGGAAUGGAUCCUGACAGCGUACUGCCAGAAGAUGAGUGGUUUAAUGAGAUUUGCCAAGAUGCAAUGGAAAGAUUAAGUGGUAAAGCAAAAGGUACGGAUGGAGAUCGGGAAGUUAAUAGCCCCACUGCCUCUGUCUCUGCACACUCCAUAUCAUCAGUCAGAUCUCAUGGAAGUUCCUAAGGUAGCCUCUCCAGCUGUGUAUUCAUUCUUUUUAUCAACUUGUGCUCACAAAUUAAUACAUAUAUUUGUUUGUUUUGGUCAAUUUGUUGAUAUGCUAAAUUUGAUCAAAAUGGAUCAGGUUUAACUUUUUGAGAUCAAAAUUCAUAGUGUUUGUCA